Messenger RNA from Guyanagaster necrorhizus, 1750 nucleotides. RefSeq names its product N-acetylglucosaminephosphotransferase. Gene Ontology annotation, biological process: dolichol-linked oligosaccharide biosynthetic process. The record is from RefSeq and is a predicted model, not a curated record. Gene Ontology annotation, cellular component: membrane. Gene Ontology annotation, molecular function: UDP-N-acetylglucosamine-dolichyl-phosphate N-acetylglucosaminephosphotransferase activity. The transcript is spliced from 7 exons. Bases 123 to 1553 code for a protein of 476 amino acids. Lineage: Eukaryota; Fungi; Basidiomycota; Agaricomycetes; Agaricales; Physalacriaceae.
CUGUAUGCGACAUCCUGUGGUAUUGAGGUGCUCGGGCGGCGAAGGAGAGGGCAUCGCCAAACGCGUGACCAAGACACGUCUUGACCACGCCGGUGCUCGACGUCAUGCUACUCUAAACGCCCAUGGGGGAACUGGCACCCCGACCGCUGCCCUCGAUACUACUUCUUGCGCUGCUGCCCGUUGCAGCCUGGUUCGUCGUCAGGCCAUUGCUCGACCCAGUACCUCCCAUUCCGGCCCUGUACACUUGCUUUGGAUUCUCAAUAUUCGCGCUCUUGGCAACAUUAUAUCUGGUUCCUGCCCUUGGGCCCACCUUUGUCAAGGCCAAUUUGAAGGGAAGGGACUUGCUGAAAGUAUACCACACACCAAUCCCAGAGAGCCUUGGACUUGUUUGUGCAUCGGUUUACAUCCUGGUUUUGCUCCUCUUUACACCGUUCGCAUUCUCGGACUCUCUUUCUCACAAGGCGACAGCGCAUGAAGGCAUAUCUGUUGCCGAGUUCCCUCUACAUCAACUGUCGGUUUACCUUUCAUCUAUUCUCUCCCUCCUCAUCGCCACUCUACUCGGAUUCCUGGACGAUGUUUUCGACAUACGAUGGCGUCACAAGCUUCCCGUACCAAUAAUCGCUUCCAUACCCCUUCUGAUCGUGUACUUUGCUGCGCGCGGUAAUACACAUGUCGUCGUCCCUCUUCCUCUUCGAUGGGCAUUUGGGACCCUGGUGAACCUCGGGCCUCUAUAUUAUAUGUACAUGUCUCUGCUCUCCACUUUUGCGACCAAUAGUAUCAACAUCAUUGCUGGCAUCAAUGGGUCCGAAGUCAGUCAAGCAUUGAUCAUUGCGGCAUCCGUCAUCUUGAACGACCUUCUCUAUCUUCCCUGGCGAAUGGGAUUCCGUUUACCGCUUCAUCUGCUGGGGAAUAAAACCGACCUUGAAUUCGGCGGUGUCUGGAGUGCUGGCAUGGCGUAUGGAAGCAAGGUGCUCGUAGAAAGACACCUGCUCAGUCUGUAUUUCAUGAUGCCGCUCGUGGCUGUUUGCCUGGGCUUCUUAUAUCACAACUGGUACCCUGCAAGAGUGUUUCCCGGCGAUACGCUGUGCUAUGUCACGGGAAUGGCCUUUGCCGUCGUGGGCAUACAGGCGCAUUUUUCCAAGACGCUGCUGCUCUUCUUUAUUCCGCAGGUGUUCAACUUUAUGCUCUCUUGCCCUCAAUUGUUCGGCUUGGUGCCGUGUCCUCGGCACAGGGUCCCUAGGUUCGACGCGGAAACAAACCUCCUUCAUCCGUCCAAGGCCGUCUUUCUACGUCCACCGUCUGAACUGACGACCGUCGUACUAAAAUUUAUGUCCGCACUCAGGCUGACCGAUACUACCAUACAUCCCACCUCUGGGAUAAUACUAGAGACAACGAAUUUGACGAUUCUAAACUUCUUCCUGCUCCAUCUUGGUCCGAUGAGUGAGAAGAGCCUCGUAAAAGUCCUAAUGUGCUCUCAGGUUGCCGGGAGUAUUUUCGGCUUUGUCGUUCGAUAUGGCCUCGCUGGAUUGGUGUAUGAUGGCGAUAGACGGUAAGGAGCGCCACUCCGUGAUAAUCAAUAAAGAGAAGGUUCGCCACAGCAAAUGCGAAACGGGGGUGCGGGUGGUCGGAAGGGUCACGGACGCCCGUGCAGAAAGCUGCUAAGGGUUGCCUCCGCUUGCCCGCUCACAACUGGUAUCCAAUAGCAAUCUGAUGUUGUAUAUACUUUAAAUCGUAUUCACUGGUACACAAC